This is a messenger RNA of Oenanthe melanoleuca, 2574 nucleotides long. It is a transcript of the gene DPH3, whose product is annotated as diphthamide biosynthesis 3. Lineage: Eukaryota; Metazoa; Chordata; Aves; Passeriformes; Muscicapidae. Gene Ontology annotation, biological process: protein histidyl modification to diphthamide. The transcript has 3 exons. Gene Ontology annotation, molecular function: metal ion binding. The record is from RefSeq and is a predicted model, not a curated record. Bases 809 to 1261 code for a protein of 150 amino acids.
GUUUCUGUCCAUUGCCUCUUGUUCUGGUGGUUGGAACCCCAAGAAGAGCCUGGCUCCAUCCUCUUGACACCCACCCUUUACAUAUUUACGUAUUUUUAUAAACCUCCUUGCUCCACAGAGCGAAACAAGCACUACUUUUCAUGACUUCUUCCUCUCCUUACUUAAAACCAACGAGCCAUUCAUUUUCCAUCCCCUCCACCGGCCCUGGGUUAGUAUCUCUUGAGAUAUAUAUCUGCAUCUCUUCUUUCUCCCAAUCCCACAUCACUAAUCCCACUGUCUGAAGGGAGAAUUACUUUUACUUCACCCGCAUCACACUGAAGUGCAAAUUACUGCGUAGGUUAAUGCAAGGGAGUGCAGAGCAGGGCAGCAAGGGUACUUAAAAGAAGCAACACAGGAAGCGUUUUCAAAAGUAUUUUCAAAAGCUCUCUCUCGGUAAAACACUCCUUUAGACAAACAGCCCUUCCUGCAAAAGUAAUCACAGAAAAGGAAGUUUUCCGCCUUUUCCCAGGACUGAGGGGAGCACGGUGAGCGCUGGAAGAAGGCGGGGGGACGGCAGCCUGUGCCCAGCCGGGGCGGGCUGCACUGCAGCGCCAAGGGGCAAGGGAAGAACACAGCCAAGGGACAGGACAGGGACAAGGACAAGGUCGCGGCAGUGCCCGGCCACUGCCCCGCAGCCCCCGGGAUCUCCGGGCAGGAGGCCAGGGCUGGAACCGGCAGCGCCAUCGGCCGCAGAGGGCGGCCCGGCCACCGCUUCCGACCGGCGUGCGGGGCUCCCCCCGUGAGGAAAGGGCGAGCCAAGAGACUCGAAAUGGCUGACCCUCGUCCCGCCGCCCCUCACCCUCCUGUCCCCCCAGCCCCUCCUCCCCACCGAGCCCCCCCGGAUCCCGGGAUCCCGGCCCGCUGCCCCCCGCCUACCCGCCGCCGCAUCACGUCACGGCAGCCCGCCCCGUGCCCCCUCAGGCACCGCCUCUUCCCGUCCGCCCCAAGCCGGCUCCCUCCGCUUCCCGGCGGCAUGGCCGUGUUCCACGACGAGGUGGAGAUCGAGGACUUCGAGUACGACGAGGAGACCGGGACCUACAGCUACCCGUGCCCCUGCGGGGACCGAUUCCUCAUCACGCGGGAGGACCUGGAGAACGGGGAGGACGUGGCGACCUGCCCCAGCUGCUCCCUGAUCCUGCGCGUCAUUUACGAUCAGGAGCAGUUCAUGCGGGAUGAAGUCGUGGCAGAACCCUUGCCAAACAAGGAAUUGGUCAAGUGCUGAUGAAUGCAUCGUGGACUGUGCUGCUUUGGAAUGAGAAAGUAUGGGGAUGGUGACUGGAAAGAGUUGUGGUUCUCCUUCUGGAAGUGCUUACUGCUGUGGGAUACAAGUGCAAUAACUAUCUAUCUUCUUAACAUGAAUGAGAGUUUACUGGGACAUCAAACACAUGAGUGUGUUUUGUUCCAAAGGGUUAAACUUUUAAAAAAAAAAAAAAGUUGCUCUGUAUAUUCCAGAAGACUUGAGGAUUUUGAUCCUGAUUUACAGUAAGUCAAUACACAGAAGAAGAGUGUGGAGUUAGGAAACUAUAACAUUUAGUGUAGCAGGGGCUUCUUAGCCUAUGGAGAAAAACAGGCUUAUGUGGGUAUAUGUGAGCGUGAAAUGGCACAGAGCUGAAAUGUUGGGAGGCAUGUUUUAGGAGUCCAUAGGACACAAUGCCAUACAGAGUUGACACAGUGCAGCUUUUCCCAGGAUAUGGGCUCAUGUAGUUCCAGCCCAUACUGAAUAUGGAGGGAAAAUGAGGACCAGAGUCAACAUUUACCCAGUGUUGGUAAAUUGUCUUUACACCUGUAAGCACAGGGAAGGUGCAGUUGUCCAUGUAUGUGCAGUGAGUGCAACACUUGAGCUGGGGCAGAUUUGUUUCUUAAAUUGCUUCUAAAGUUUCUUUGAAAGAACUUUGGUAGUUGUUACCAAAUGACUAUGACAUAAUAAUGAUACACUUUUGUGUGAAAUGGAGUCAAUCUUUUUUUUUACCCCUACACAGCUACUAACGUGCAGACAGACUGGAACUCGAAGUGGAUUGUAUUUUACCCCUGUAUACUCAACAACUUUGUGAUUUGACUGUUGCAGUAGACAUAAAAUGGACUGCAGUUCUUUGUGCCAUUUGUGAUAAAUUCCUCAACCUUUCUUUAGUAGAUUCUGUCACUUCCUGGAUAGGAGAUGGACACAUUUCACUUAACUAAUAAAGACAUUCUAUAGGGUAGAAAAGAGUUGUGAGAAGAUACUCCACAUUGAUUCCAAGACUGCUUCUUGAAUUACAAGCCACUGCACUUGAAUAUUUACUUAAAAUUGUGGUCACUCCUGUGUUUUAAUAGGAUUUGGCGUCUGUGAAGGUAAAUUUGGGGAAAAGUAUCUGUGAAGAGUUUAUAUAGCUGUUUUGCCCCAGGCACUAAAGAUAAGCAAAUUUUAAUGCAUUAUUGCAUUUAGUUUUUUUUUGUUCUUACAGCGUUCUUUUGAAUGUUGAACAUUCUAGUUAUUUUAAGAAAAGGAGAGGAAAAAACCCUACAUCUAGUUGGAAGUUUUGAAUGCAGUAAGCACAA